GCGAUGCGUGUAUCUCUACAUAUAUAUACUAGAAUCGACACCUUUGGUUGAUGCACGAGCGCACUUGAAGAUAUUUGGCCAUCUAGUUUUCAGGGUAGUGAGUGGAUGCUACUUUCUAGUUUCUGCAAUGUCGGUAAGUUGUAUAGGUGCGAAUGGAUGUCUGCUGCUUUGCCUAAUUUAAACAAGUUGAUGAGUUAAUUGAACAAUGCUGGUGAAACGUGCGCUUUGGAGCUACGUUUCCACUUCCUACGGCUUCUCUUCGGUGGCAGCUACCAAUUUGCUUAAAUGCGGGGAUGUUUUGAAGCAAGCUCGGGUGUUUACUGGAGCAGAUGUUGUUGAAUACUCGAAGCUGAGCCAUGAUACCAACCCCUUGCAUUUUGACUCAGAAUGUGCUAAGAUUGCUGGAUUCAGUGACAGGCUUGUUCCUGGAAUGUUGGUCGCUUCCUUAUUCCCAAGAACCAUAGCUUCAAAUUUUCCGGGAGCUGUAUAUGUUUCGCAAACAUUGCACUUCAAGUCGCCAGUGUAUAUUGGAGAAGAGAUAGUUGGUGAAAUAUGUGCAACAAAUAUCAAGGAACUGAAAGCGAAACAUGUGGCCAAAUUUUCCACCAAAUGCUUCAAACAUGAUGGCACGCUUGUUAUCGAUGGCGAGGCCACAGCCAUCCUGCGGAGUCUGAACAAAGAACCAGCUCGGUGGUCAAGCUAAAGAACAAGUUAUUCCCUGUUUAAUGGUCAAAAUGCAUGAUUUUCGUGUACUCAUUGCUGCCUGCAGAACACAAAGUUCUUCCCUGUUUAAUGGUCGAAAUGCAUGCUUUUCUUGAACUCCAGUAACCAGUUUUGUUGAGCAAAGCAGAAAUUAGAAUUAUGGGACUGAAUUUUGACAAACGAAAUAAAUUGACUUUAUUACUAAUUCUACAGUCAACAACUCAAAACUAUGAAGAACCGGAGGAUGUUUAAGUGUUUAACUCUGACUGACAUACACCAUCAUCUUCUCUACUAAAGCUAACAUUUGUGAUGUGGCUAAAAAUUCUCAAAUCAACAAGUCAACACAUAGCAAAAAGAGCACAGUUUAAUAAUCAGAGACCCAACUGCCC
Ipomoea nil (Japanese morning glory) is the source of this 1091-nucleotide messenger RNA. RefSeq names its product (R)-specific enoyl-CoA hydratase-like. Bases 206 to 703 code for a protein of 165 amino acids. The record is from RefSeq and is a predicted model, not a curated record. NCBI's taxonomy places the organism in Eukaryota, Viridiplantae, Streptophyta, Magnoliopsida, Solanales, Convolvulaceae. The transcript is spliced from 4 exons.